UUAGAAGCUCUCUCUUUGCAUUUCGAUUUCAGCGUCACACCUCCACCCUCUCUACGACGUCCCUAGCAGGUGUUAUUUAUUCAUUGGCUGUCAAACCGAUUUCACAAGCUUUCCUCCGUCCGUCCUAAUCAAGCUUUUCCCCUCUUCUUCCCAAUAAAUCGUCGGACCCAGUUGAGUCAGUCACCUGACCAUCUUUCUCACCAUUUUCGAUAACUUCUCUCAUUACCUUUUCUCUCUCUCUCUUCCCCCAAAUUAAAAUCAAUCCAAUUCUGCAAUUUCCCCAUUUUUCUUGGAGCAGGUCUCCUUCCCCCACUUCAUCUCUCUCUGGAUUUUUUUUUCCUCUCCAAAUCUGAUCUCUCUACGAUUUGAUCAGCCAUACCCACUUUUGGUUUAUAUUUGAUCUCACUUUUUCUCUCCUCUUCCGAAAUGGCCGAAAAGGUAUACAUAGUGGUCAUAAAGGCCAAGCUUGAUUGCCCUCGCUGCUAUAAAAAGCUCAAGAAAGCCCUCUGCUGCAUUCCUGAGAUACAGAGCCAGACCGUCGAUGAGAAGAAAAACACGGUCACGAUUACGGGGCCCUUUGAACCCAAUUGCGUUAAGUGCCAACUCUGCCGGAAAGCCGGAAAAGCCAUUAUAAGCAUCGAUAUCAAAGAAAAAGGGGACAAAAAACAGGAUCCAGGACCAGCGAAGAAAACAGAAGAACCGAAGGCUGACGGAAAACCGCCAAAUGGGGAGAAGAAACCGGUCGAGAAGGAGACGAAACCGGUCGAGAAGGAGACGAAACCGGUAGAUGAUGCGGGAAAAUCGUCUGGGAAGGGUGAUCGUGGUGGGGAUAAACCUGUGAUUCUGGCACCUCAGACUCCCGUUCCUCAGCCGGUUCUGAUACCGGUUCCUUAUCCUGUUCCGUAUGGUACCGCUUGUAAAGGUCAAUGUGGAUGUGGUGGAUGGGUGUAUUGUGAGCCGGCAAGAGCACCAUUUUGUGAUGGACCAUGUGGAGGAAGAGGGUAUUGUGAAAAUUAUAGUUUCUUUAGUGACCAUGACCCAUAUUGCAGAAUCAUGUAGAGAGACAAAUACGAUGAAAGAGUUUGUUAUUUUUGUUUGCAAGUACAUCUUGGUGUGCCCUUUACUCUUUCUCAAUAAUUGUGAGUCGAUAUUCGAGUCUCUGUUGAUUUGUUUUUAUGUAUGUGAUGACUCUUUGCAAUGGGUCACUAAUAGAUUUGGUGUUACUUGUGCACUUGUAACUCUCUGUCUCUCUCUUUGUAUUUGACAGUGGAAAAAUGCUUAUGAUUCAUGGCUCCA
Messenger RNA from Amborella trichopoda, 1296 nucleotides. RefSeq lists its product as uncharacterized. Gene Ontology annotation, molecular function: metal ion binding. Lineage: Eukaryota; Viridiplantae; Streptophyta; Magnoliopsida; Amborellales; Amborellaceae. Gene Ontology annotation, biological process: regulation of defense response to fungus. The record is from RefSeq and is a predicted model, not a curated record.